GAGAAGAGGUUGAUAAAAUCAUCUGCAUACAUUGAGAGUUCACACUCAGGUAGAGGUGGAAUAUCCGCGGUGAAUAGUGAGUACAGCACCGGGCCCAGCACACUUCCCUGAGGUACUCCUGCCGUUACUCGAAUUUCAUAAAACAAAAUGGUGGAUUUGCUAUCUUCAAUCAUGGGCGAUUUUGGAAAAUGGCAAUGUCGGGCAAUAUUCCUAAUUUAUCUCUGCAAAAUACCAUCAUCGUGGUUCAUGGCAUGCCUAAUAUUCACUGCACCCGCUCCAAAACGUGGAGAAUUCUUUUGCAAACCUCCUGUACCUGUGCCAUUAUUGAACGCAACAGAAUGGAUCAAAAUUUCACAUCCUGUUAUUGAAGAAGUAAAUGAUGAAGAGUUCGCUAUUGAUUACUGCAAUGUAUUCGAGGACGCAAUGGAACAUAGCGUACAGUAUUUCAAAACGACUGAAGUAAAGCCGUGGAUUCAGCCUAAAAAUGAUAGCAAGAUAAUUCCAUGUGAAGCAUUCGAGCAUCAUGCCGCAUAUAAUUCGAUUAUUACUCAAUUCGAUUUGGUUUGCUCCAGGGAUAUACUGGUGGCAACAACACAAUUCUUUCAUUUAUUUGGCGUACUUCUUGGAGGAAUAAUCACUACGAAGCUUUUGGAAACAAUUAGUCCAAAGAACACGAUGCUGCUUGGGAUGUAUACGCAAAUUGUAUGUGGCUGUAUAACCGGAUUAGUGAAUGUUUUUGAGUUGCAUAUGCUUUUUAGAUGUCUAAGUGCAAUUUGCUGUGGCUUGAUGUAUACUGCUGGAGGUAUGAUAAUAAGUGACAUUGCGGCCGAUAAAUACAGAACAGCAUCAAUAUGCUUUUUCGAACAAUUUUGGUCAGUUGGAGUUAUGAUUUUACCAGGAAUUGCCAGCUUCUGGAGCAAUUGGUCACACCUCUAUUUAGCGAUUUCUUUGCCAACAUUCUUAUUAAUCAUUCUACAUAGGUGGAUACCAGAUUCUCCACGAUGGCUGCUUCAUAGAAAUCGUGUUGAAGAGGCUAAGGCAAUAUUAAUGGAAUGCGCAGAAAUCAAUGGGAGCACCAAUUACAUCUCUAAUGAUUUUGACAUACAGUUGAAAAGCAUAUCUGAAACUUUCAUAUCGAAACCAAAUCCUGAUCCAUGGUGGAGUAUAUGGAAGGAAAAACUAGCUACAAAAAAUCUUGUUUGUGUACAUUUAGCAUGGUCAAUUUUCAUAGUGGUAUACUACGGAAUGCUUCUGAAUAUUAGAGCAUUUGGAACAGAUCAUUUACGAGUCAAUACAGUAAUUGCAGGUGCAUCCGAGAUGUUGGGAACCUUUGUAGGGUUUUUUCUAAUUAUGAGUACAGAGAAAAAAUGGUUUUGGACCGGUUUAUUGAACAUUGUUGGUGGUUUAUCAACAUAUCUUGCUUGGAUAAUUCCAACAAUUGAAGAAGGAAAUGAGCGAGUGGCUCUGCUAAUGCUGACAGCAAUGGUGUCGAAAGCGAGCAUUUCAUGUUGCUUAUCAGUAUUAAUAACAUGUACAACCGAACUUGUUCCCGUUGAAAAAAAAAUUGGUCUGUCGUAUUCGUCCACGGUAUGGGCAAGAAUUUGGCUUUUAGGAGCGCCGUUUAUAGGUGCAACGAUUAUUUUCGGGCAGUUGAUACCACAGACGAUUUUUGGAUCACUGACAAUCCUUGGAGGGAUAAUUGUAGGUAGCAUUGACAGUCCAAAGACACAUAAAAGUUUAACUAAAUGCUCAAUUCAUCCCGAAAACAUAUACACAGAGAAACCAAUAUUCAUGAUUAAUAAAUUAUCCUGAUUCAUUAUUGUACCUCACAAUUAUGUUUUCUCUAUAGCUUUUAGUGGAAAAAGGUGUUCAUAAACUUUGGACUAAUUAUUAAAAUUAACGUAUUUGGAUGAAUGAUUUGCGAUUGUUCAAAUUAUACUGUUUUGUUUAUGUUUUUUAACAAAAUUAAAUAUUGUUCCACUUUCAAAUUGAAAUAAAAUGACGUGUUUUUCUUUAAGAAUAUUCAGAUGACCAGUUCGAUUAUUAGAAGAUAAAUUUAGUAAAAACCAUUAAUCCUAAAACCUGAGAAUAAUAUCCGCCUGCUUGGCAACACAGUUUGCUAGGCAUUACCUAGAUCUUGAAUUCCUCAAAAUACUUUCAUGCUGAUACUGUAUGAAAACUAUGAAUCUGAGAUGAGACAGAUGAGUCAACAGGGAUGCCGUUCUACGCGAGAUAUUUUUAAAUGAUACAUGGUAUCUGAAUGAAUAUCGAUAAGAUAGGAAUGUUCUUACUUCAAAAAGUGUAAUACUGUGUAAUAUACAACAAAAGUAUCGUAGAUAAAAAUGUACACUGUAAACAAUCUAAACGACAAAACAAACCCUAAUUCACCACCGAUAAUAUCACAUUGGAUAGCCGGGGGCCUGCCAGUGCGGAAGUCUUCGGAGAACCGGAACUGGCAGAAAACCCUCGACAUCUAACGGAAACAAGUGAGACGGGUUUUACUCCCGUAUUCCUCGCAGGACCGCGAGAGACAUAAAUAAACAUACCAAAAGCGAGACAGACAAGAAGGUUAAACCCCCGUAUUUCUCUCAGGGCAGCAUGGGACAAAAAAUACAGACGUAGCCCUGCGCAGUCGGAAGUUACAGAUCAACCGGAACUGGGGUACAC
Toxorhynchites rutilus septentrionalis is the source of this 2667-nucleotide messenger RNA. RefSeq names its product organic cation transporter protein. The record is from RefSeq and is a predicted model, not a curated record. Bases 148 to 1812 code for a protein of 554 amino acids. Gene Ontology annotation, biological process: transmembrane transport. Gene Ontology annotation, molecular function: transmembrane transporter activity. The transcript has 12 exons. Lineage: Eukaryota; Metazoa; Arthropoda; Insecta; Diptera; Culicidae.